Boleophthalmus pectinirostris (great blue-spotted mudskipper) is the source of this 1985-nucleotide messenger RNA. It is a transcript of the gene meak7, whose product is annotated as MTOR associated protein, eak-7 homolog. Gene Ontology annotation, biological process: TOR signaling. Lineage: Eukaryota; Metazoa; Chordata; Actinopteri; Gobiiformes; Gobiidae. The coding region runs from base 128 to 1519 and encodes 463 amino acids. The record is from RefSeq and is a predicted model, not a curated record. The transcript is spliced from 9 exons.
CGGAAGUUUACAUCGUCAGCUGGAAGAUAAAUGAAUAAGGCUAGGAGGGUUAGUGCAUGGAUCUGUUAAAAGGGCUGGUGGAGAGCCACAAUGGAUCGAUUAAACUAACUGUGAAACAUUAAGAACAAUGGGGAACACAGGCAGUGAGUUGAUGCACAAGCGGCUGGACCGCUUUCGGCCUGAGGAGCGGCCUGUGAUCCAGGCUGUGUUUGACCGUCUCCUGGGCACUGGGCCCUCAGGAGCCCCCGUUAAAGCAGAGGCCAGGAGCACCUUGAGCCUGGGGAUGCUGCAGUCAGCUGUAAGCGCUGUGAUUCCAGACCCCAUGGUUCAAAGGAUCUACAGAUGUCUGUGUAGUGUAGACGCUGGUCAGGUCCCUGGUGGGUCUGGAAAGUCCCACUCAGUCUCUGUCGCAGGUGUUACUCGGGACCAGCUGGUGAUUUUUCUGGCUGAUAUUCUGAGAGGCACAGCAGAGGAACGUGCCCCUCUUGUCUUGGCCAUGUCCCAGAGCCCAGGACCACAGGCAGCAUCUGUCUCAUGUGAUCAAGUCAUCCAGUUUCUCCAGGAUUUGAUUGCUGCUGUAAUUCAGACCCUGGCCCACAGAGGGCGCCUCCAUGGCUGGAAAUCUGAGAGGAUGGGGGAUGCAGCUGCAAGUGUAAAACUGCUGUCAGAGCAAAUGUGUUCAGAACUUAAACCCUCUGAUGAGGGCUGUGACCGCUCCUGCCUGGAGGACUGGAUCUUCAGAGUGCCUAGUGUGUCCUUAUAUCUGGAGAUGGUUGUAUCUGCGGGCUUAAAUGUUUCUCUGGGGGGGCGCUCUGCCCCCACUCUGCUGCCCCCCUGCAUAAAUACUCCCUGGAAGGACCUGCACUGUCUGCUGAACCUGCCCACUGUUAUGUUCCUGGCACCACAGCUUCCGGAUCGGUACAGCGCCCCCUGGAGGCUGGUGUUUUCAACUAACCUCCACGGAGAGAGUUUUACACGGAUGGUAACUGGCCUGUUAAAGUGUGGGCCCACGCUUUUACUCAUCAAGGACACAAAGGGACAUGUAUUUGGAGGUUUUGCAUCACAGGACUGGGAGAUCAAGCCUCAAUUUCAGGGUGACUCCAGAUGCUUCCUGUUCACAGUCAGCCCCUGUCUCAGAGUCUAUAAUACAACAGGAUAUAAUCAACAUUUCAUGUACCUUAACCAGAACCAGCAGACCAUGCCCAACGGACUUGGUAUGGGAGGGCAGCAUAACUACUUCGGCCUGUGGCUGGACUCUGAUUUUGGUCGUGGUCACAGUCGUGCAAAGCCUAAGUGCACGACAUAUGGCAGCCCACAGCUCUCUGCUGAUGAAGACUUCACUGUGGACACAGUGGAGGUGUGGGCUGUGGGGAAACUCCCAGAGCCUGAUGAGGAUGAAGAGGGACAAGGAAAGAAGAGUGUUCUUGAUGCAGAUCCAGAAGUUCAAGCCAUCAUGGAGAUGACAGGGAAGACUCUGCACAGCCAGGGCCUCAGGGAGCCAGAGGACGACGAAGGUUAAUGAACAGCAUUUGUCUAAAUGAGACUUCAAAAUCUAAACUUUCUCCAGCGCAGUAUUCUGUCCUGUGAUGUAGAGCAUCCAAAAGGAUGCCCCUGUAGGAUCCCCCUGAAAAGAGAUGGAUUCUCUUUAAAUAAAUAAAUACAUAUUGGGUUUAUCAUGGUAUUCCUCCAGCUGUAUUUGAAUUUAAUAUAGUUGCCUCUAAUUAAGAAAAUUUAUAUAUUAUCUAAAUCAAAUUACAAAUCUGUCAUGUAGUUGAUCUUUUUGAAUGUUUUAAAAUUGUUUAAUUUGUUAGAACUCUUGUAUGGUAGAUGUUUUAAUUUUAACUGACUGCAAAACAAAUAUUUUGUGUAAAUUAUAUCUGUAUGUUUGCGUGAGAGUUUGGAUGAAAAGUGUGCUCAUUUGUGUAUUUGAUGUCUUGGUCUGAUGUUGGAAAGAGAAAAAAUACUGACUGCUACAAACAGUCAAA